UUUUUAUAUAUUAUUAACACAUUUAUUAAAAAUAAAAAUAACAUGUAUAUAAUAUCAAUUAAUCUAUAUUUCUGACCACAAAUUUGCAUAUGUGUACUUGCGAUUUUCUUGCAUUUUACUGAGGAUAAACUUUUCUUUUUUUAAAUAAAUAGAUUUUUAUUGUCAUUGUAAUUCGAAUGAAAUCUAAAUAUAGCCCUUAUUCAUUUUUUGAUAAAGUGCACGAUUAACUUAAACGAUACACGUUAAAGUUAAAGGCAUAUUUUAAAUAUUAGAAUUUUUUAAACUUUAUUGCAAAUAACAAAAUAAGUCUUUCUUUCUUGCAUCAAAGUAGAGUUGAAUUUCUUGAUGUAAUUUUGCGCGAUAACACAAUUGUGUUUACACGUGUAAUUAUAUAAUUAUUAUACAACGUGUAGUUAUCUAAUUAAUAUUCAUAAGUCGUAAUAUUGUAGUGUCAAAUUAUACUCAAUUUGAGUCAUUUUUAACUAUUUCAUAGGUCGCCACUUGAUUAAUUUGACUAAAUAAAUAGGUUAUAUUUAAUGAUGUAUUCAGUAAGUACUUACUCAAUUAAUAUUAUAAUUAAUAGCCUUACUCAAUACAUCGUUAAUUGUAACCAUUUAUUUAGUCAAAUUAAUUAAAUAUUGAACAGGAACAUUGGCGACCUAUGAAAUAGUUAAAAAUGGAAUUAACAAUGCAUAUUUCGUAAUUUUCUUAUAUUUUAUAUCGUUGAUGAGUGAUAAAACGUGACCUUUUAACACUUAUUUAUUGUAUUUAAAAAAUGAUUUGUCAAUAAUAAUGUACGGACAUAUAAUGGUACUUUAAUAAACGUUACAUACACACACACACACACACACACACACGCGCGCGCGCGCGCGCAUAUGCAGAGCGAUUUUAAUGAUAACAUUUCAUCUUCUGCACGAGUAAAAUACAAAACAAGCAUUUUUGUACGUGGCGACAACAAAAAGAUAAGAAAGAAAACAAAAUCAGACUCGCUGACAUUAAUUAAACACAGUAUGUUAUACGUAGUUCAAGCAAGAAAAAAAACAAUUCCAAUUUUAAUUUAAAUAAUCAUAAUAUGCUGCACUCUGUAUGGACAAAUACAAAACGAAUAAAAUUAUAUUUAUGGAUACAUCAUAUUUUCGCAUAGAAAAUACUUCAAAUUUAUUUAAUUUUACCAGUAAUCGUGGCAUUUUGUAUACGCAGCUUUAGCAAAUAUUUAUAAUUUUGUAAUAUUCGGACAUACAUUCAGACAACAAUAUUUAUCCUUCAACAAUAAUAUCUUAAUCGACGAAUUGUAUGCGUGUGUGUGUGUGUGUGUCAUGAAGAAGGGAGGUAUGAUAUAUAAGUCAUAAUUUUUAAUUUAUUAUCUUCUUUUCAUCCCGAUAACUUUCUAAGCAAGCGAUGAAGGUUUACUUUUGUGCGAUUUUGUUGCUUAUGUAUGGUCUGGCUCACUUUGCUACGCAAGUACAAGGUAAAUGCUCUUAUGGAGGCUAUGUUUAUGACAGAGGUUUCACCACCAAUACUGACGGAGCGACAUGCUUUAUGGUGCAUUGUGAUGAAAACGAUAGAGUAGGUAUAACUAGGUGUCCUGAAAUGCAAAAUUGUCGAGUAGGUUUUCCACUUCGUAUAAUCAAGGAUUUCAAUAAACCAUUUCCACAUUGUUGUGAAAAACCUGUUUGUGCCGAUACAAUUCCAGCAGGUUUAGGAUUAGCUGCUUUAUAUUAAUAAAAUUUUCAAAAAUAGAAAAUAAUGAUAUAUUAUU
Molecule: messenger RNA, 1759 nt
Organism: Monomorium pharaonis (pharaoh ant)
Lineage: Eukaryota; Metazoa; Arthropoda; Insecta; Hymenoptera; Formicidae
Exons: 3
Coding region: 1399-1722 (107 amino acids)
Source: RefSeq, a predicted model, not a curated record